AUGCUUCUCUACACACAACCACGUCUGCCCAAGUACCAGGAGAUGUCCGUACGCAUCGGUGGGGAGCCGGAAGUUCCGUACCUUGACCGGAAUUGGCAGGGAACAUGGCAAUUCAUGUCCGUCAAGGCCCUUCAGGAACCACGCAAAAAGAUUGGCAUUCCGGACGAGCUGGAGUCGGCUUUCAACGUCUUGUUGUACUGUGCCAUCCGGUACCUUCCUCACAACUGCGACGACGUGGGCAGAUUCAUGCACAAGUACUUCGACGACGGGGAAAUCGCAGACGACGAACAUACGGGGUUCACAUCUGGCAUGCUCAAGACACAGGUCAUCGAGUCAGGCAGACUGUCUGCUUCGAACCACGUUCCCAUCGUCUUCCUUCAACCUCCCCUACCGACACUUCCUACGGUUUUAUCCACCUUAGUAUCUCCCUUCGUUGUUGUCCCUUCAGACGCGCUGCAUCCUCGAGCUCCGCGGAGCCCAUGUACCACCACCCCGUCGUCUCCGUCUGAACCGAAAGGACGGCCCACACCAGCCCCGGGCUCCUCGCAGGGCGGCGACCGACACCCCAUUGAUCACAUGCUCCAGGAGCUACUGCUGCUUUUUCAAGCAUUCUACGAGUACCAGCGACCGCCCCUCCCCAAAGACAAGCCAAUAGAAAUGUCAGAGCUCGCGCUAGAGAUGUUCGUUGAAUUCUUCGGUCGUCAUGCAAGGGAUUUGACAUUCCCCAAAGCCCCAAAGCCGGAUCCCUCUGAGCCUAGCAAGGAGUCAGUUGCCCUGCAGGCUCGGGUCGCUCUCGAGAAGGAGGCACAGAAGCUCACAACGCACGACGAAGUGGUCAACAUCCUUCACUGGGCUCUCCACGAGGGCGCGGAUUUUUGGCCAGAUGAAGACAAGCAGGCCGACCAGCUCUACUCCGUACGAUCAGCAGACAAGAAUAUGCAACUCCAGGAGGAUGUACCGAAGCCCGGAAAACGCAUCGCGUCUCACGACGGAACCUCUGAACUUGAACCCGGCCGCAAGCGGGUCCGCACUGUCGCAAUGUCCUAG
This is a messenger RNA of Trametes versicolor FP-101664 SS1, 1047 nucleotides long. RefSeq lists its product as uncharacterized. The transcript is spliced from 2 exons. The record is from RefSeq and is a predicted model, not a curated record. The coding region runs from base 1 to 1047 and encodes 348 amino acids. Lineage: Eukaryota; Fungi; Basidiomycota; Agaricomycetes; Polyporales; Polyporaceae.